Messenger RNA from Necator americanus (New World hookworm), 1197 nucleotides. RefSeq lists its product as uncharacterized. Gene Ontology annotation, cellular component: intracellular membrane-bounded organelle; cytoplasm. The transcript is spliced from 9 exons. The coding region runs from base 1 to 1197 and encodes 398 amino acids. The record is from RefSeq and is a predicted model, not a curated record. Lineage: Eukaryota; Metazoa; Nematoda; Chromadorea; Rhabditida; Ancylostomatidae. Gene Ontology annotation, biological process: xenobiotic metabolic process. Gene Ontology annotation, molecular function: oxidoreductase activity, acting on paired donors, with incorporation or reduction of molecular oxygen, reduced flavin or flavoprotein as one donor, and incorporation of one atom of oxygen; iron ion binding; heme binding.
AUGAUAUUGAACUGUAGAGUUUGUUCAGGGAAUCGUGGGGUGAUCGUCUCAAACGGACAAAUUUGGCAGGAACAACGGAGGUUUUCAUUGCACGUGCUGAGAAACUUGGGAGUAAGUCGAAAUCUCAUGGAAGAGCGAAUUAUGGAUGAAUUUAAUCUGAGAUUCGAUGAAAUUGACCAGCUGCCUUCCGGUUCACCAGUCGAUCCGUUUUCGCUGUUUGACAGGAUGGUUGGUGGAGUCAUCAACCGAAUGUUGUUCUCUGAUCCUCUUGAUGAGAAAGAAGAACUAAAGUUCUACAAACUGAAGAAGGAAUUGGACUACUUCGUCGAUGAGUUAUCGUUCAGCCACAUAUUCGUGAGAGAAUGGAUGCUGAGAGUUCCAUUCCUAAACGCACGAUGGAAGAAGAUGCUUGAGCCUGUCCACAAUAUCAAGGCAUUCUUCAUAAAGCAGAUAGAGGAGAGGAAGAAGGCUAUUGAAGACGGUAGUCACAUUAUUGAUGAGGAGCCCAAAGAUUAUACAGAUGCUUUCAUCCAGAAAAUGAGAGAAGAUGCUACAGAAGGUGUCAAGAACAGCUCUUUUGAUGAUGAAUCAUUGGUCGUUAAUAUUCUGGAUCUGUGGACAGCUGGUCAGGAGACCACCUCAACGACUCUUAUUUGGGCGAUGAUACUUUUGCUAAGAAACUCACAGGUUAUCACUAAUGUCAGGGAAGAACUGUUGAGAGUUACAGGCGGUUCACGGCCGCUCUCUCUUAAGGAUAAGAUCGAGACCUCCUACUUUGUUGCAACUUUAACGGAGAUUCAACGGAUCGCCUCCAUUCUGAAUGUGAACAUAUUUCGCCUAACCAAUGCAGAGGCCGAAAUCGGCGGACAUGCAGUGCCAAGAAAUACUGUGGUGUCCGCUGAGUUGUCUCUAAUCCUAAGCGAUAGUGAUAAGUUUCUGGAUCCUGAUGAGUUUGAUCCGUCUCGAUUUAUCGCGAAUCCUUCACUUGCAUCACAUGUGAUUCCAUUUGGACUUGGCCGGAGAGCCUGCCUUGGGGAAGCGCUGGCUCGAGCCGAACUCUACUUGAUGCUCGGAAAUCUUCUCCUUCGCUACUCCAUCAAGUGUGUUUCUGGUCUUCCAUCAACAGCCGAAGUGAAUAAAUUCGGGAUUAUGAAGAAACCCCCACACUUCGAAAUGACGUUCAACAAGAUUGCUUAA